Messenger RNA from Paramecium sonneborni, 1252 nucleotides. Lineage: Eukaryota; Ciliophora; Oligohymenophorea; Peniculida; Parameciidae. The record is from the annotation of a GenBank genome assembly.
AAUGGAAUAGAUGAAUUCAAAAGAAAUAUAGUAAAUUUAAUUUCAAUAUGAUAAGUGGGGAUAAACAGCAAGACAAGUGGCUUUCAAAUUAUAAUAUCGUGAUAUAUUAAAGGUAAUAUUAUAGUAGAUUAUAAAGAUGCUUACUUAUGAUUAGAAUUAAUGAUUAUAGAUUUAUAUUCAUUUAUAUAAUUAAUUAAUUAGCAUAAAUGGUAAGGAUUCACAUUCCAUAUAUUUUAGGCUUCUCUUCUUAAUAUGGUUUAGGGAUAACCUAUAAUAGAAGUCAACUUAGAUGGAAUUGAAACACGUAAACAUACAAGAUUUCAAGAUAAGUAAUUAGGUGCUUUAAGAUUACCUGUUUAUUCUGUAUAGAUAUUAAUAUUAUUAUAUAGGGUGAUGAUGAUAUUUCAGGCGUAAUUGAAGUUAAAAUGAAUAAAUAAAAGAAAAUUGAACAUUUAGGUAUUAGAGUUGAACUUAUUGGACGUAUCGGUAAAUAUUUUGCAUUUAUUAAUUCAAGAAAUUCUAAAUGAUCAAAAAUAAAGUUCAGAUUUUAUGUCUAUGUCGAGAGAAUUAGAACCGUAAGGAAUUCUAUUUGAAGACAAAACAUAUAAAUUUUAAUUUCAGAAGUUUGAAAAACAAAAUGAAAGUUAUUAUGGAAACACAGUCAGAUUGAGAUAUUACCUUAAAGUUUAUAUGAAUCGAAAUUAUGGAAAAGUAUAAAAAGAAGUUGAUUUUGCAGUUUUAAUCCCACAACCUGAACUUGAAGAUUAACCAUAAACUUCAUUGAAAUUAGAAGUACUAAUUAUCAUUCAAUCUAUAGGUUGGUAUUGAAGAAUGUUUACAUAUUGACUUUGAGUAUUUCAAAAGCAGAUAUCAUUUAAGAGAUGUAGUAACUGGGAAAGUGAAUUUCUAUUUGGUAAAAAUAAAAAUCAAAUACAUGGAAUUGGCAGUGAUUAGAAAAGAAUAAUAUGGUUAAGGACCUCAAUAACAAACUGAUAAUGAAACACUUGUAAAAUAUGAAUUGAUGGAUGGUUGUCCUUAAAAAGGAGAAGUUAUCCCAAUCAGAUUAUAUUUAAGUGGUGUUGAUAUUACUCCAUCAGUAAAAAAUGUAAAUGGUAAAUUCAGUGUUAAAUACAUUCUUAAUCUUAUUUUGGUUGAUGAAGAUGAUAGAAGGUAUUUUAAAUAAUAAGAAAUUACAAUAUACAGAAAGAAAUGAUCAACUUAUAUCAUCAAAUAUAAAAAGAAUUUCUAAGAG